AUGAUACAGAGGUCUGGUUCUAGAUCUCCACGACGUGAUAGACCUAGGUCAAGAUCACCAAUAAGAAACCGAUCUCGUUCCCCCAGAAGAGAUUAUCCAUCACGGGGUCACGGGCACGGACACGGACGUGAUUCAUACAACAGCUAUCACAGCCGACGAGAGGGAGGAGGAAGUUUUCGUACAUUUCCAAGAAGAAUGGGCGACUUUGGAGGCCAUAGUAAUGGUGGUGGCAAUGGCGGAGGUGGCCGUUUUGGAGGAAGUGCAUUAGGACCCCAAGAUAGACGCGUUUAUGUUGGAAAUUUGGCCUAUGAUGUUAGAUGGCAACAAUUGAAAGAUUUCAUGAAGCAAGCAGGAGACGUUGUGCGAGCAGAUGUACUUAUUGGGCCAAACGGCCGUUCUAAAGGUUGUGGUAUAGUUGAGUAUGCAACUGCAGAUGAGGCUCAGCGGGCUGUUGAGACUUUAAACAAUCAAAGUUUGAAUAACCGUUUGGUAUUUAUUCGUGAGGACCGUGAAUCUGGAUCAAGAAGUUCUCAUAAUGGACCACCACCCAGUUCAGGAGCUGGUCCAGGAUCGUUUUCACGUGACCGUGUAGGAGGAGGUGGCGGUGCUAGUAGUGGCCCUCCACCAGUACCAGGUACUCAGUUGUUUGUAAACAAUUUGCCCUAUUCCACUGGCUGGCAAGAACUGAAAGACUUGUUUCGCAGUUCAGGAAACGUUUUGCGUGUUGACUUGAAGCUUAAUUUUAACGGCAAGUCGCGCGGAGCUGCCACUGUAUUAUUUGAAACUCCCGAGGAGGCCCAAGCUGCUAUCCAGCAAUAUAAUGGGUAUGACUUUCAAGGACGACCAUUAGAGGUUCGUCAAGACAGAUAUGUUGGUGGUUCUGCACCGGCCUCAUUUUCGUCGGCCCCACCUAAUCCAUUCACGGAUGGUGCCAAGGGAUCAGGCGAGCCUAGCAAUAUCAUUUAUGCAAGCAACCUGCCCUGGUCGACUACCAAUCAAGACCUUGAAGAGCUUUUUGGCACUAUUGGCCCCGUUGAAAAGGCUGAAAUUCAGCUGUUGCCCAACGGCCGUUCAGCCGGUGCUGGUGUUAUUCAGCUAGACUCGAUUGAAAGCGCUCAAAAUGCUAUUCUCAAGCUUUCGGGUUAUAACUAUGGUAACCGUGACUUGAUAAUCUCUUUUGUGAACUAUAAUCGUUAA
Molecule: messenger RNA, 1197 nt
Organism: Sugiyamaella lignohabitans
Lineage: Eukaryota; Fungi; Ascomycota; Dipodascomycetes; Dipodascales; Trichomonascaceae
Gene: HRB1
Product: Hrb1p
Exons: 1
Coding region: 1-1197 (398 amino acids)
Cellular component (GO): cytoplasm; nucleus
Molecular function (GO): mRNA binding
Source: RefSeq, a predicted model, not a curated record